Ceutorhynchus assimilis (cabbage seed weevil) is the source of this 309-nucleotide messenger RNA. The record is from the annotation of a GenBank genome assembly. Lineage: Eukaryota; Metazoa; Arthropoda; Insecta; Coleoptera; Curculionidae.
AUGGAAGAGUGCUGCAAUGCGCACGACAUUUGCUACGACACGUGUAACAAGGACAAGGAAGUUUGCGACAUCGAUUUCAAAAGGUGCCUUUACAAGAACUGCGACGGGUACUCCAAUUCAGUUGGAGGACAAACUGUUACAAAAGCUUGCAAAGGUGCAGCUAAAAUGCUGUUUACAGGAACACUAACUUUGGGUUGUAAAUCUUACAUGGAUUCCCAAAAACAGGCUUGCUAUUGUCCUCCAGAGCCAGGCUGGAAAGAUAAGAAGAAAAGCAAAUAUACACCUGGAGGUGAUAGAAAUGAAUUGUAG